AUGGCAAAUUGGUUGAGUUUGUAUUUCAUUGUAUUGACUUCUGUUCUUACAAUAAAUAGUCAGGUUCAAAUACCACAAAAUUUUAUACCAUUCGGCGGUGAUCAAGGUGAUCAAAAAUUAGCUCGUCCAAUCGAUACUAUCUCAUCACCAAUACCAAUUAAAAUUCGAUUUCCAUAUUUCAAUGAAAAAUACGAUAUUAUACAUAUCUAUAGCAGUGGUCUGAUAUUGUUUGGUAAUCGAACUUACGUUUUGCCACAUAACUCACCAGGACCAUUUCCGUUGAAAGAUUUUAUAUGUGUUGCACCGUACUCGGCUGAUACAGAUCAAACUGUCGAUCCCACGAGUGAUAUAUUUUAUCGUGAAAUAGAUGAUACUUCAACACUUCGAAUAAUUACUGAAAUGGUAAAGACUGGUUUUCCAACAUUAGUGUCACACACCAUGUUAUGGGCUUAUGUUGUCACGUGGUAUAAAGUACCACCAGGUCAUGGUUGGUCAACACCUCGAAACACAUUCCAAGCUAUUAUAACAACGAAUGGUAUUUAUUCGUUUACAAUAUUCACUUACUAUAAACUGGAAUGGUCCGCUGGAGCAUGGGGUGGUUAUCCACAAGUCGAAUUUAAUGCUGGUGAUCAAGAAAACUAUUAUACGAUUGAAAAGUCGUUUUCACCAAAUAUUCAAAGUAUAGUGGAUGACUCAAAUAUUGGUGUGCAAGGACAAUUUAUAUUUCAUACAACUGGCGAUAUCGGAAAUGUUGAGUGUAAUACAAAAGAUGGAUUAUUGAUCUCACCUUACCGUGGUUUAACUUUUGGAGGUUAUGAUUUUCGUUUAUAUGGUAUUUGUUUCAAUGAAACAUCUUACAUUGUAGAAAUUGAUAAUCAUGUUGUCGAUACCUGUGAAAUAUCACUGAUGUAUAUUGUAUGUACAAUGCCAAUGCUAUAUGAUGGACCAACAUUGCUAAUAAAACUCUACAACAGUAAUCGGACAUUGAUUGCUUCAACAGAAUUUAUUGUUGAAAUACCUCCAGAUAACAGUAUAAUAUACUUAGCGUUUCAUACAUUAGGCACAGAAAUAUGGCGAUUAACACUCAAUUUAAUAUUAGAUCGCAAAAAAUUAACAGAAAGUACUGAAGAUUGUAAAAGGUGGCAUAGUGAGCAACUUAACCCAGAGAGUUACAUUGAACAAAUCCCAACGUGUUUUUGUCGUGUACCGUCUACUGGUCGAGAUCCAUUUCCAAAUCCUUUGCCUGGUGGAACAUUUCAAAUUGAUAGUGGAUGUGAUUUUCAUAAAGAUCUAGAUAAGACAUGUGCCUAUCAUCAAGGUGCUCGUGGUUGUUACCGUGAACAACAAAAACAGAGGGGACCUGGCGCUCAGUGUUGUUAUGACUCAAACGGUCGCUGGAUAAACAAUCCUAAAAACGGUGGUGGUACAUUAGAUGUUCAAGCACCAACUGGAUCCCUGUUACAAAUACUUAAACAUCAUCGAGUCGAUGUGGCACCAUUUUAUUGGUGUUGUAGAGGAGGUCAGGCUUCUGAAUUAUGCCAACUGUACUUUGAAAAACGUCCAGCAGGUAAAUGUGAAAAUGAAAUAUUACCAAUUCUAGCAGGCGGCAAUGGAGAUUCACAUUUCUUAACGUUAGAUGGUACAAAUUAUACGUUUAGUGGUUAUGGUGAGUAUGUAUUAUUAAACAUAGAAAAUAUAUUAGAAGUACAAGUUCGGUUAGCACCUAUCGCAUCAGAUGAGCUUGAAAAUCAAGCGACAUCUAUAGUAGCGUUUGUGAUUAAAAAUAGAAAUUAUGCCAGAGUGCAAUUUGAAUUAUUUCAAUCAUUGAAACUUGUUGAAAUACGAGUAAAUAAUCGUCUGAUAGAAUCAAAUGACAUAAAUGAUGAACAUACCAUAUUUAAUUUUGGUGAAUCAUGGCGUACAACAUCAAACAUGUCGUUAUUUUACUAUAUUGUCAAUGAUAACCAUGAUAAACAUCAAAAUCUAAACUAUCGUCCAAUACUCAAAAGUGAAUUAUUUGAGAAAUAUCAAAAUUCUACUCGUUUAACAAUAGCUCAGCAAACAUGUGAAGUAUUAUCAUCAUCCCAACAAAAAGAGCAAUGUGUCUAUGAUGUAUUAAUAACCAAUGAUAAAACAAUGUUGAAAUUACAUCAGGAUUUUCAUACAAGUGUCGAUGAUUGGAAAGAAUAUGCUGACUUAGUUGAGCAAGAACUCAACACAACCACAACAACAAUAUCAGCAACAAAAGCUGGAUCUGCUCGUUUGAGUUUACAUUUCUCAUUGAUCAUAUUCAUGUUAAUCAUUAUUCAAUAA
Didymodactylos carnosus is the source of this 2313-nucleotide messenger RNA. NCBI's taxonomy places the organism in Eukaryota, Metazoa, Rotifera, Eurotatoria, Philodinida, Philodinidae. The record is from the annotation of a GenBank genome assembly.